GCGCGCAGGCCCCCCUCUGUCCGCCAAAACAGUAGCUUUUGUUCAGUUCAGUUUCGUGUUGGCACCGAGGCGAACGGACGCUCCGUGACUGUGUAGUUGACAUCAGGGGUAGAGCAGAAUACCGACCGUAGUGAGUAGGUUCCCCCCAGUGACUCGUGCUGGUGUCUAGUGUUGUGUAGAGAGAGGGAGGUUUCUGUUUUGUACGAGGUCCGAACAAUCAGCCACGCUGGAGAUCUACCUGGAGAUGGAGGCGCAAAGCCAGGACGGCGCGGGUCCGGCGGAGGUGCCUAAUGAUCCCGGAAAGAUGUUCAUAGGAGGCCUCAGUUGGCAAACUAGUCCAGAAUCUCUGCGGGAGUACUUUAGUAAAUACGGGGAAAUCACGGAAGUAAUGGUCAUGAAGGACCCCACGACGCGCCGGUCGAGGGGGUUCGGAUUCAUAACGUUCGCAGACCCUUCUAGUGUAGACAAGGUCCUAUCACAAGGAACACACGAACUAGAUGGAAAAAAGAUUGACCCCAAACUAGCCUUUCCUAGAAGAGCACAUCCAAAAAUGGUAACGAGGACUAAAAAGAUCUUCGUUGGAGGCUUAUCGGCGCCAACGACAUUAGAAGACGUCAAAAACUACUUCGAACAAUUUGGACCGAUUGAGGACGCGAUGCUCAUGUUCGACAAGCAGACAAAUAGGCAUAGAGGUUUUGGAUUCGUUACGUUUCAAUGUGAAGAUGUGGUAGACAAAGUUUGUGAGAUCCACUUUCACGAAAUAAAUAAUAAAAUGGUGGAAUGCAAGAAAGCGCAGCCCAAGGAGGUAAUGCUGCCCGCGAACCUCGCAAAGACUCGUGCGGCGGGUCGAGGAGCGUGUGAUUGGAUUUGGUCAAUGGGGCAAAUGCAUGAUGGUUUUCCGGCAGCGCUGUAUGCUGCUUAUGCAGGCAGUCGCGGGUAUUCUGGCUACCCUAGCUUCGGCCUCCCUUACCCUGCAGGGGUGCCACUGUGCCAAAAUAGAUCCAUGACUACAGCAAGGUGUUUGACUGCAGGGUUUCCUGGGUACAGCUUCAUUCCUACCCCCUCAACACCACCUAGUCAGCCCCCGGGUGUGGAGAGGUCGGGCUACAUGGAGUACCAACCCGACAACACCAGUGGGUCGGACAAACCCUACGUCACAGUUGAUCUCACGAACGGGCAGCUAACCCCCAACAAUAACACACCAUUGCUUACUCAGGCUUUAUCAGUGAUGAACAACUACCAAGCAGCGGCGGCGGCGGCGGCGCAGGGCUACGGUCCCCCAGCGAGUCCUCACACUGUCACCCCCCGACCUGGCUAUCCUCCGGCCAACUCUCCCGGCCCCGGCCCAGCCCUGGACAUCUACAGCUCCAGCGGCGCGGACAGCGUAGCGGGGUACGUCCAGGCACCCAGCCCCCAGCCACCGGGCUUCCCUGCCAUCGCUGUGUCUCGCGCCCCCAUCAACUACAACCCCUUUCAGGGAUCCUUGAUACCAGCUGCGUUCACUAAUGGAUACCAUUGAGACUCAGGUUUGUGGACUCUUGGGCCCAGUGGACUACUGACAAACGUUUCUGAAAUCUUCGCCCAAGACAAGUCUCUGGUCCUGUGCUAACCUAAUCAUAAUUAAUCUUAAGUAUACACUGCACUAUGUCAGUAUAUAUGAUAAUAUAACCUAGCCUUCACCCUGUACAAGAACACUCCUAAUUCCCGUGUCCCACUAUUUGUAAGUUGUAAAAACUUUUUUAACUCGCUGCAAACAUUAAAUAAUUUGCAAUAGUAGUCGUUUUAAGAAGAUACGUCAAAUCCCUUUAAACUCGUUUUUGACGAUGCCGAAAAGUCCUACUUAAUUGUAUUGUUGAAUCAGAAAGCACUGGGAAUAGUGAUGUGUUUAAUGUUUGUGAGCAACCGUACAAUAAAACACAUACGUACAUUACUAUUUAUUGUAUUUGAAACAAUACUUACUGUCGAUUGUUGUUGUUAUUAAAUUAUUUUAAGUUUAAAAGGAGUUUCUAUUGUUAAAAUUUUACUGGAGCACUGUAGCUGACAUGGAUGUUAUUGUUUUGUUGUUGUUUUUAAGUCUGUUAAAACAGCCCGACAAUUUAGGCAGUAGUUUGCAGUUGGAAUCCGUCACUCGACACUCGGUUUAUUUAUAAAUAUUUUUAUUUAAUUUUGAAUCUUUGAAAGGUUUUUUUAAACAUUUUCAAUAUCAAUUGUUGAAAAGUAUAUUUUGUUGAAAGUUUAAUCAUCCCAAGAUUAUAUUUAGUAUAUUACAGGGUAUACUCUUAACAGUGGUAAUACAGGAGAUUUUUUGACGAAGUUAUCCUAAAUGCAAGACUCUCAAGAUAUGCAAACGACUAAAUGGACCAAUGCGGCUAAAGGAAUUUUAAUUCCAAUCUUUAAUAUGCUAUUAGAUUUUGUCAAGCUCUCAUAUAGUAAUUUAAUAACUAAUUAAUUAUUGUUUGUUUGAAGAUUAAUUUUAAAAUAAAACAUGUUCGGUGAUGGUUUUUGGUGAGUGGAGCAACCGUUAUUCACAAAAGAGUUAUCUUAAAAGUGAAUAGAGCUAUUAUAAAUCUGUUUACAAAACUAAUGACUAUUUUUCAUUGCCUGUGGGCUCACUUAGUUAAUAAAUGGGUUUUAUAUAUUACUUCAACUUUUCUACACUCCAAUAGUAUUUGUUUAUAUUUUUCAGUUAUUUUACAAAAGAAAUAUAAGGAACUUGCCCUACAAAUUAUGACUCUAUCCUAAGCUUGUUUGUCCUCGCAGAGUGUCGGCCGCCAUUGUAUUUUGGUUAUAAGUGUAGGUAGCCUCAAGCAUACCUUGUUACCAUGGUCUCGGUUGCUCCACUUUACAAACAUAUUGAGCAUCUCAUUUUAUUUUAUUUUUAUUUUUUUGUAGGCAGCUUUUGAUAAGAAGGCCUAAUUAUAAAUUUAUGUGUAAAAUGCAAUAGAGAGACAGAAAUGAAUAGGAUAUUUAGAAACAGAAAUAGGUCAAAACCAUCGAACAGUUUGAGCACGCCAUCGUUGGUUUGAAGUUUGUAAGUAUAUCUAGAGUAGAACCACUUCAAAUUACCGAAAGAGUGCUCGAAAUUGGUUUAAUUAAGCGGAUGAUUAUUUGUAAAUAACAUUUAGAAACUGUUUUAAUAGGUUAUCGUUUUCAAUUUGGGCAUUUAAUUAACCACUGUGCGCCUCUUUAAUUUUGGUUGAAUCGUUUUUAAUUAUGUACAUAACCAUUGUUCACCCUGAACCAAAAUACUAAGUAUAUAGCUUUUAGUGGAUUCUGAAAUAACAGCUGUAUAUCUUGUCAGAUGAAGCUCACUCUACACUUACUGUUUUUGUGGACCUGGCACUGAGUUGCGUCGUGUGUGUUUCUUGCGACAGACCGUGUUGUUAUUAUCGUGUAUGAAUAAUAUAUACAUAUAUCUGGAAUCGUUAUACGGAUUACUAUAAUGACGUGAUAAAUAUCUCAAUAACGAGCAAUAGUCUGGAGUGGAUGUGUCAUGUGUACAGAUCUACCCUUCAUACCCUGUUCCUGAGUUCCAUUUCCCAUGCCCACGUAAUAUAAGAAUACAAAGCAAUACUAUGUUAACAUAGAAAUAGAUUUUACAAAGCAGUUCAUUUUAAUGCUUUAACAUCAAUUAUCGGAAGUGAUUUUAGAUGAAAUUGUAUUUUGAUACUGUGGUAAGCCGUUCGGUGUUGUAUUAAGUGUUACAAUUUGUUGUGCUCUGCUUGCUAAUUUGGCAGUUUUUUUCACAUGAUUCAAUGUGCUGUCUACUUGUUUAAUUAGGUGUGAGGGUUUUUGUCCAUAAAAGUCCUCAAAGUAAUACUUUCUACUUAAAUCUAUAAAUUCAUACCAAAACAUCCGAAUUGCAUUUUUAUUCAAAAAAUAUCAAACCUAUUAAUCACAAUACAUUUUUAUAUUUUGUUUUGUUUUAAAUAUUCGUCUAGUUCAUUAGAAGAUCUUUGCUGAGAGUGGCCCAAACAAACACAUCAAACGGAAGAAAGAUUGAUUAAAAAGCAAAUCGAAAACAAAGGAAUAAUUUAACAUCAUACUUAUGAAAGAAAAUUGCUGUAAAGUUAAUAUCCAAAUUAUAAGCCUGUAUUCUAUUUUAAUCAGAAAUAUCAAAUGGAUUCACUUGGAUGAAUCUUAAAUUGAAUGGACCAAAACCUUCAGUUUUCAUGAGUUGACGGCGUCUUCCACAAGUAGGCAUGCGCAACUCUUUGUUGUUAACACUAAUAACUACCGCUCGGUGGUAACAGUGAUGUUAUUGCCACAGACCGUAAGCUUAUAUCUGUUGUACAUAUAUAUCUCUGUCGUUAUUGCCUGAAGUUGUAUUGCACUACUUAAGCUACUCUCAUACUUAAGUAAACGAUAACUACUUAAGUAUAAAAUCAUACUUGAGCGGUGGGGCAGACUCGUUGAAUAGAAAACGUAUAGUAACAUUGUACAUAUAUUUAAAGCGCAUCAUUUUUUAAAGGAAAAUGUAAAACUUUCUUUGUAUACUUUGUCUACCAAAAAAGUUAUUUUUAUCUAUGAACUGACUGUACGGUAUUAAAUUAGAUAAAAUGUGUAUUUAGUAAUUUAUUUGACUUGUUGGAUGUACCAUAGGCCCUAUUAGUUUCAAACCAGCCGCUAGCUUUCUUAUCUUUUUGUUUUGACUAGCUGAGAAUUGUUUUAGGAAAACAGAUGAACUGUAAUUUUUUUUAUAUAUACAAUAUUGUCUUUUUAGACUAUAUUAUUUUUAAGUAAUAUAUUGUCUUUCAACCCUGGAAAAUAAAAGUAUAUUUGACAAAGAUUUGGUGAAAUAAAUGCAUUUAAGUAUUUAAAUUACUAUUGACGUUUUGCCGUAUUUUGAUUUGUGGUUUUUCCAGUACAUAAAAUGUUAUUCGACUCAUUAAUAACUGUUCAAAUAUUUACCUUUUUAUUUACAUUGCAUUAUAUUACUAUAAUGUUUAUCAUAAACCACACCUAAUUCAAUUACCAUACCAAUGGUGAUUCUUAAAUUUCCUUUUCUAAAAGCAUUUCUUUCACCAGGAAAACAAUUUAUCAUCCAACCCGUUUUGUACCAAAGGAAACAAAGAAAAUUAAACUUAUUUAGGAUUUUAGUAUAGUCGUUUAGUUGCAUCAGAUAAAUGAGAUUGUAAAGAUGUUUAGAGAUGUAGGCAAAAUUACAAAAUUAGUUCAAUGAAUUUUAGUUCCUGAAUCAGAAUACCAAAUGGAAAGUGUAUUGGGUUCCUAGACAUCGUUUCACUAUUUUCCAGGAUGUAUUUAGUCCAUAUCAAAGAACCAGAAACUGUUGAACAAGUUUCGUGACAUGUGAUACAAUUGACUAGCUAGCUUAUCUUUCUAUGUUAUAUUUGUUUUGCCAAAUAAUUGUACAAACGCCCUUAAAGAAGAAAAUAUUUUUUACAGUUACUUUAGAUUUAGAUUUGUUUACUCUUUUUCAUUUAGAUAUAGUUUCUUUAACUACCUUACUCUAUGUAUUUGGAUCAAAUUAACACCCCCUUCAAUAUACGUAGAUUACAAAUCUUAUAUUUUAAAGGAAUAUAAGGUAAACGGAACAUAUCACCCACAUUAUACCCCCAUAUGGGAAAUACACAACAAAGGAGUACAGGGCUUCUGUAUUUCCUUAACAAUAAAUAAAACGAUUAUACACCAAGUUUUAGCAAAUACCUAUUGCUUUCUUCGGUAUCAUUAAAAAAGUUAAAGCAUAUUUUUAAAUGAUUUGUUGUGUUACUUAAUAACAUGAGUGUGCAAUUUAUCACUAAGCAGAUUAUGUUCAGAAGGAAAAUUAAACUACUUGCUGACAAGUUAAGUUAUCUUAGUGUAUUUUAAAACCACGAAUAAACUGUGUAUUUCUCAGCUCACGAGUUAUAUUUUAAUUGUUCAAAGUAAUUAAUUGUAAAUCGGAAUAUUUUUCAAUCUGCCAAGCUGUGUUCGUCAGGACUGCAGACCUAAGUUAUUGCCCCCCCCCCUCCCAGUACCAUCCUCCCACCGAACUUUACGCUUGCUGGUGUCUCAAACCAUAUUCGUCUGACAAUAUUAAUCGAUAACUAAAUUCUAUGUAAAAACUGUUGUGUUGGUUGAUUUGUUUUGUAAUUUAUAUGAAAAUAUAAUCGUUGGCCUUACUAUCUGUUUAAAUGUUUCUUUUUUUGAGAAUUUAAUAUUAGAUGUUCUUAAAUAUAGAAAUAAAUGUAAAUGAUAUAAAGAUAAAACACAAAAAUAUUACUGAAAUGAACGUAAACUCAAUGUGAAAUAUUGUAAAAUACAUCUGGAAGCUUAUAACUGUCACAUGUGCACUAUACUGUAUAUCUGUAGCCCGUUAGAUCUGUAGAAGCUUGCAAGUGGCUAUGGAGGUUACACCUCUGACUGAGGGCUAAACUUUAUUGAUCUCUAAAUUGACUGACUCAAAGUGUGUAGAUUCGAUCGUAAAGGUAAAAAGCAGUCACGAAUUGUCUAGCUUUAGCCAAGCCCGUCUCCUUCUGUCUAGCUGCUAAAGUAGCAUUCGAGGUUCCCCAAAUUUUACAAACCACAUUUCUAAAAAAAAGAACUGUUGUCUAUAUUUUUUGAACUAUUUUUAUUAAAUCAGUAUUAUAAAUACCCUACUAUGAAGGAUGUUAACUUUUAUUUAGAUAUUUUUUGUAAACCUCAGAACACCAACUACUAUUUUUUAAGGUUGUGUCGAAUGUAGGUUGAUUUCGAAUUACUAUCUGAGUUUAGUAUGGAUUAGUUUAUUGAAUGUUACUAUUGUUAUUGUACAUUUUGUGAAUACUCUGGUGGUAUCCGUCACUCAUUGUUGUUAUUGUAUAUUUUUAUGUAAUUUUCUAUGCCAACUUCCCCAUACUCUACCGCCCGGGUUAUUUACAAUCCUUCCCUUGUACCAAAUCUGCUGUUGUUUCGACAAUGUGAGACGUCUACCACCUUUUUAUUAUUAUUACCAUUAGAUUUUUCCUCUACUUUGGACAUAUUUAUGUCAUAGACAACUCAAACUAGAAUAAACGCUAGCAGUAGAUCAGAAUAUUUUUGUUUAUGGAAAGCCUAACAGCCGAUUUUUUCACUUUAAAAGACAAAUUUUAUGGCUGCAUAUUGCAAUAAAAUAAAGCAAUAACCCUAUUUGUAAUGGAGAUGCUUUUUGGGGGGUAUAUUUUGUCUUACGGGAAUUUCCCUCAUUAAGUCGAGUCGUCAAUAGGCGUUCUAGUGUGAAACCAGUGUUUCACAUUUUACAAGUUUUUUAUGGACCUACUAUAGUAUGUGUGUGUGCGUAUGGAUGUCUGAGCAUAUGAAUGUAUUUGCGGCGGCGAUGCUGGCGUCGUGUGUGUGAUUGUGUGAAGCUUGACGUGUGAGAGUGGUUGUACUCCAUGGUUUAUGUGCAAGCUUUACAUCAACGCUAAUAAUAAAUAUAACGUUCUUGAAAUGUGAGUUUGUGUGUACAGAUAGUACCAUUGUAUAUAUUAUUAUUAUGAUUAUUAUUAUUAUUACUAUUACAUACAAAUUAAUUCUAUAUAAACGUAAAGAUGAGAAAAAGUCGGUUGGUGCCGUGUGUCCGUGGCAAAUAUAAAAACAUUGUUCAAUGAA
Messenger RNA from Macrosteles quadrilineatus (aster leafhopper), 7569 nucleotides. It is a transcript of the gene Rbp6, whose product is annotated as RNA-binding protein Musashi homolog Rbp6. Gene Ontology annotation, molecular function: RNA binding. NCBI's taxonomy places the organism in Eukaryota, Metazoa, Arthropoda, Insecta, Hemiptera, Cicadellidae. The record is from RefSeq and is a predicted model, not a curated record. Gene Ontology annotation, cellular component: cytoplasm. The transcript has 17 exons. Bases 245 to 1519 code for a protein of 424 amino acids.